Molecule: messenger RNA, 830 nt
Organism: Geodia barretti
Lineage: Eukaryota; Metazoa; Porifera; Demospongiae; Tetractinellida; Geodiidae
Source: the annotation of a GenBank genome assembly
ACUGUUGAACGUUUGCGUAACGGUCGGUGGAGAUCUGAUCGGGACUAGUGGGCUCGGGCUGUCCCGACCAGAUCGGGACGGUUGGCAGCAAUGCUGGAGAGGCGGGGAAGCUUGGUUUUAGCCGUCAUCUGUGCCUGCACAGCUUGUCCUCCGCUUCGCCAGCCUCCAGACUCCCUGCUAGCAGCUUUCACUCUCAACCACACUGUUCCUCUGGAGUUCUACUAUGUAGACGACUCCAACAAGGGGAAAGGCACACACUACAAGUAUUCGCAGUCUGACAUCAAUCAGCUGAUUAGGGAAGCGGAGCGUUUCAUCCAGCAAGCCCUGUCUGUUCUGUUUGGUUCCACUCACCCCUGGUACGAGUGUCUGUUGCUGGCCCUCGGAGCCUCCCAUGUCACUACUGUUGAAUACAACAAACUCACAUACUCCCAUCCCCUCAUCACCACGACAACCCCCUCUCUGUUGGAGACCACUUCUCUCUUCCACACUGCUCUCUCCAUCUCCAGUUUCGACCACGACGGACUUGGUCGCUAUGGAGAUCCUAUCAACCCAGAUGGUGACCUUGUUGCCAUGGAUACAGUAAGGAAUGUGUUAGAAGAAAACGGACUUUUCUUUCUAACUGUGCCAAUUGGUCCCGAUGUACUUGUGUGGAAUCUUCACCGUCGCUAUGGUUACCAACGGCUCCCCCUCCUGCUGUGUGGAUGGGAAGAGGUGGAGAGUGUUGGGUGGGAAGAGGAGCUGCUCACAAGCCCCGCCCCUUUUACCAUCCAGUACGAGCCAGUUCUCAUCCUAAGACAUCUGGCAGGGUGUCCCUUCCUCCCCUGACUCAA